UAGCACCUGGACAUUUGUUGAUAUAGUCAAUAUGUUCGAAGGACAGCCUCCAAGUCCACAAAAUCAGGCAAACGGACAAAAUGCCCAAUUCCAACAGGCGGGUAUACCCCAAUUUCCUCUGCCGAACAUCCCUCUCCAGCCGGGAGAGGCGCCUUCUUCACCAUUCAUUCAAUUUAUGGUCUAUACAGUACCUAGUGCAAAUACCAACGACAACCCGCCGACACCAAUAAUAAUAUUCACUCAACCUUUCUUCCCAAUGGGACCACCACAAAAGCCACGGGCAUCGGAAAGUGCAAUGAAAGCGCUCCCGAUCGUGAAAAUAACCGAUGAACACACCGGGUCUCAAGCUACGUGUCCGAUCUGUCUCGAUCAGUUUAUGGUCGAAUCGGUAGUGAGACAGUUACCAUGCCAGCAUAUGUACUGCGAAGAGUGUAUAUUUGAAUGGCUGAGGGUGAAUAAUACAUGUCCUAUGUGUAGGAAGGGGAUCGAAUCUGAGGAGGAAGAGAAAGCUCGACUACAAAGAGACGCUGCUAACAAUAACCGUGACAAUGGCAACAUCCAUGGUCAUAGUCACAUUAACAAUUCUACUACGCAAUCAACUACGCCGGUUUCUGACCAACGUUACACAUUUUCUAUGUCGAAUUUGCAGCACAAUCCGUCACUUCCUCAUCAUCAUCAUUCUGAAUCUACAAACUGUGCGUUUGCAGGCAUUGGUUGCUGUGGCGAAACGGACACUGGUGCAUGUACUUCGACUAUAGCACUACCGCAAUGUCAUCAUCGAUUCCACGCAUCAUGUUUGAGAACGAAUCUACUGGUGGAGGGAUAUUCAUUGGAUUCGUCGAGGCUUGAUUUUCGAUGCCCCAUGUGCAGAACUAACGCUUCGGUAGAGACUGAGGCAUUGAAGUUGAAUAGUGCGAUGUAA
Paraglomus occultum is the source of this 922-nucleotide messenger RNA. The record is from the annotation of a GenBank genome assembly. NCBI's taxonomy places the organism in Eukaryota, Fungi, Glomeromycota, Glomeromycetes, Paraglomerales, Paraglomeraceae.